GACAACUGUUCGUAAACUUCUACAAGCAUGUUCUCUACAUGGCAAUGUUCGCGGUCUUAUUCAGAAUGUCAAACUCCGAGUGAAUGACCAGGAUAGCACAAACAUUUCCUAAGCUCUAGGAAACAAGAAAAGCGAGACAAAAACUCUCAAAUGGGACUAGUCUGCCAGUACUUGCAAAGGAUACGUGGAUGAAUCCGAGAAGUCCGAUUUUUUUCAGAUAUGGAGAUGAUUUGGACACAUUACCGCAUGUCGAUUUCAGAAUACCUGUUCGUUUUGUGUUUGAUGCCACUGGAAUUGUUUGCGCAGAUAGCUCCCGAGUGCUACCCCAGCGGAUAUCGGACCUUGCGGAACCCGUACAGGAGCGUUGACUUUGACUCUACGGAGCUCCAGAACACAGCCAUCCAGGACCUGAUAUGUGACCACUCGCUGCCAGCGGCAUGGUACCGUUUCACCAUCAACAACAAACCAGCGGAGAUGCCCACCAGCUGUGUGGAGAUGAAUCGCUGUGGGACCCAGGCCCCCGUGUGGCUCUCCCUGAAGGACAGCUCGCUGCCCCAGCCCGGGGAGGUGCGACAGCUCUCCGCCUGUGCCACCUGGCAGUUCUUCCACGGCAGCACCAAGGACUGCUGCCUCUUCCGCAUCCCCGUCUCUGUGCGCAACUGCGGAGACUUCCUGCUCUACUUCCUGCAGCCUACACAGGGGUGCAUGGGAUACUGUGCUAAAGUCAUUACAGAGUUCGCACCUAAGGUUUGCCCAGCAGGACAGAUUGAAGUUAAUGGAGUAUGCAAAGCCACCGUGUCCCCACUCACCUCCAAGCCAGUGGUCACCCCAGAGCUCAUCGGCAGCAGUGUCCACCUGAGGUGCUCCUUCCAAGGGGGGACGUCCAGCCUGCCUGUCGGCUACCUGGUGGCAUGGCACCGGCUCUCCACUUCCGGUGCCAGGGAGGAGGUCCGCAGGGAGUCCACCCUCAAGCUCUUCUCCCUUGUGGAGAUGGAUGGCGUCCACUUCAGGCUGGGAGAGACGUUUUCUUGCAGUGUGUCUACGUUCCUGCGUAACUCUUCAAAGACGCAGUCCCUGCCCAAAGAGAGUGAUGGCUUCUUUGCUGGGAUUAAGUUUUCCCCAGAGUCGCUGCACAUCAGGGAAGACGGCAAAGAGCAUCAGGUGUCCGUCCACAGCACCGUACCCAUCCCUUGUCACGGAGCCGCGCAGGGCCACCAGUGCAAGGUCACCCUCACCGUCAGCGUCCAUGACCAAGACAGCCGAGUCCAGGAGGCCCCUAACGUGGCUCUCUCAUCGUGCCAGCUAGAGCUGUUGCCCACAACGUGCGGCCCAGACGGCUGUGCCCAGGGCACCCUGCUGCUCACGGCCACCACCGACUUCACCCGCGACGGGAACCGGGCGAGUCUGGUCACACCACAGCCCACACGAGGCAGCCCGCGGCCCUGGAGGAGCUACAGGCCAGACCCGCUCAGGGUCAUGGUUCAGGACAUUCCCACCGCCACCUGCUACUCCCUGACUGAUCCACACAUCGUUACGUUUGAUGGCAGGCGGUAUGAUAACCACCAGACAGGCACGUUUGUGCUCUACCGAAGUCUGAGUCGGGUCUUUGAGGUGCAGUCACGGCAGUGGGACUGCGGAAGCCGCCAUUACGCCGUGGCCUGCAACUGUGGGGUGGCGGUCCGCGAGGGCAACGACCUGGUGACCUUUGACAUGUGCAACGGGCAGCUGCAGGAGACCAGGCCACACAUGUCCAUCAAGAGUCUGUCUAAAACCAUGCCCCCACAGGUCAAAAUCCAUGAGUCACACCAGGGGGGGAAAGUCACGGUGCUGUUUCCGUCGGGGGCAUUUGUGCGCGCUGAUGUGAGUGACUGGGGAAUGAGUCUGGCAGUCAGGGCGCCGGGGUCAGACCUCAAUCGCACCCGCGGCCUCUGCGGAACCUUCGACCGAAACAGCCACAAUGACCUGCACGAUGCCGAUGGCUCCCCCCUUAGCAGGAGCGAAGACCUCCAGCACUUCAUCCACACCUGGAGGAUAGCACCUGGGGAGAGCUUAUUUGACAGCACACCACCUGCGCUCGAGGGGGAGACGAAGAGGAAUUUCUGCCGCUGUCAGAGAGGCUACACCGCGUCGGUCCGCGGGACAGGGGUGGCGGACUUCCUGUUUAACCACGUCCCAUCAUCCCUUUGUCAGGACUAUGACAGCGCGGAUUACACGUCUCUCUUCCCAUUCCGAGACGCCACCGCAGACUACGUGCACGGUUACAACACCAGACAAAAGCAGAGCGUCCGCAAGCGUCACAUCUCCACUACGUCAGCAGACUCGCCUACUGGGUCCGGCAAAGAUGGCGUCCAGACACCAAAGGAGAAGGAGCGGCCUGUUGUGGCCAGUUUGUUGUCCAGCGAGACGAGCUCGGCUCAGCCACCUGGCUCAGCAGGUCGAAGGUCAAUGGCAAACGAGCGGAGGGGAAAGAGGCAGAGUCUGUAUGACUUCCCCACGAGUGGUAGCCGCCACCACCAGGGCCCGAACCCGGAGUUCCAGCCCAUCCUGUCCUUCCAGAGCCUGAGCCAGCUGGACUUGGAGAGCUUGGCCUAUUUCUUCCCGGAGGACCACGUGUCAGAGAGCCGGGAGGCACCAGAGCCCGUGUGGCCCACGCCCAGCGGCCUCACCUCGGCCAAGGCGCUGGAGCUGUGCCAGGCGGCGUUGGCCAACUCCACCGUGGGCGCCGCGUGCCGCGGGCUGCUGGACCGACGCCUGGACGAGGCCGUGGACCUCUGCAUCCAGGACCUGCAGCUGAAGGACGAUCUGGCCUGGGAGGACGCCCUGCUGCCCUUCCUGGAGAACGAGUGCGAGCGACGCCUGCUGCGGAACCGGACCCAGCGAGCCCUACAGCUCGGCGGUGGAGCUGUUGGUGGUGGUGGUGGUGGUGGUACUGACAGCACCCUGGGCGCACCUGGAGAUGUCGUCACUGCCCUGCGCUGCCCAAACCUUUGCAGCGGCAACGGGCACUGCACGGAGUCUGGGUGCCAGUGCCACCCUGGGCACAGCCGGUACGACUGCAGCAUAUCCAUCGGUCAGAUGGUAGAGGUAACAGACCUGGAGAACAGUGGCCUUUGUGACUUCAGGGCUUUUGACUGCAGUAGCGUGCGAGUCUUUGGCCUGGGCUUCCUCGACUCACCCAACCUCAGCUGCCAUGCCACCAAACUCAUGUACGUGAAUGGAGAGUGGAUUCCAGGGGAGAAGACUCUGACCAAGGUCACUUUCCUGAGCUCCAAGGCGGUGGACUGUGACGUGCCAGCCCUCGCCACCAUGGCCGAUGACUCCAUCGACUUCACAAUGGACGACAGGCCGUAUGCCAGAUGGAAGAUUCAGGUCACAAAUGAUGGCAGUCAGUACAGCGAGCCAAAGGUCUUGACCCUGUAUGAUGGGGUGUGUCAGCAAUGUUCUCCCUCUCCUUCUGGGCUCUGCAAAUUGAAGGAGAAGACGUGUAACAUUGAGGGCAUGUGUUUCCGUGAGGGCGAUGCCAACCCCACCAGCCCGUGUCUGCUGUGUAACCCCGCUGCCUCCAAGUUCACCUGGUCUCUCAACGAAGUUAAUCAGGCGCCGACCUUCCACGAGCCGCUGUCGGGCCUGCGGACCUUUGUGGGGGAGAACUUUGUGUACCAGCUGACGGCGUCGGACCCCGAGGGCUCGGCUCUGCUCUUCCUGCUGGAGGGGGGUCCUGCCCAGGCCUCGCUCUCCCCAGCCGGCCUCCUCAUCUGGAAAGUGCAUUCGGACGAGACACAGACGUUUAGAUUUACGGUGUCGGACGAAUGCAAUGCGCAGAGCAGUGACACCGUGCAGGUGACAGUGAGACCCUGUGGCUGUAGGAACGGUGGAACAUGUGUCACCGACAUCAAUUUCCCACCAGGCAGUGGGGAGUACCUGUGUGUGUGUUCAGCAGGUUUCCGUGGUAACCACUGUGAGCAGAACGUGGAUGACUGUCUGUCAGACCCGUGUGGAGGCGGAACGUGUGUGAACACCGUGGACGGCUUCCUGUGCCAGUGUGCCCCGGGACUUAGAGGGCCCACGUGUCAGGAAGAUGUAAAUGAGUGUGAGAGGAACCCCUGCUACCCCGGGGUUCAGUGUCUCAACAACUUCGGCUCCUACACCUGCACCACAUGUCCGCCGGGCACCACGGGAGACGGGACCACCUGCACAGCAGUAGCUCAGCCAGUCACCUCUGCCCCAACCUCCAUUCGGACCAUCAACUCCAGCAGGACCAGCGGUUCCAACAGAAUCAGCACCUCUGGCAGAACCAGUGAGACCGUUUGGACCAACGGCUCAAACAGGCCCAGCACCUCCAGCAAGACCCGUGAGACCAGCCUCUCCAGCAGAAUCAGUCCCGGGGGCAAAACCAGCAAUGGACCAGCUCUCACGGGACCUGAAGUCAGCCGACCUCCUGCCCCUGCUCCGGUACCUGCACCGCUUUCCCCUCCUGCCCUGGUCCCAGACGCCCCAGUGGCACCAGCUGCCCCAGUUGCCCCGGCCAAGACCAGCACUCCCCUGGGCACCAAGACCAGCAACAGGAGUCCCGUCACCAUCAUCGCCUCCAGCGAGGGCAACAAGGCCGACUAUCCCCCAGUUCCCUCGCCGUGUUCCAGCAGGCCCUGUUACCCAGGCGUCCAGUGCAUCGACCUGCGCCCGCCCUACGUGGGCUAUGUCUGCGGACGCUGCCCACCUGGUUACCAUGGCAAUGGGCGCGUCUGCACCAAACAUCCCCGAGCAGCUGGUCAGUCCCAGUCCAAGCUCAGCAGGUCAGGCCCGGUCCACAGUAAAGCUCCGCAGCUACACCUGCCCUCGGUCCCCUUCAGGAACUCCCACCGCCACAUCUCCCUCUCCCAGCCUUCGGCACGGAGCAUCCCUCCCAUCCAGAGCGGCACGGCGUGGCCCCCGGCGCUACGCAACGCGGCCCCUGCACCCACGCUUCACCCGGUGACAGAGAGGCGGCUAGCCUUGCGGCCCCAGCAGCAGCUGCAGCUCGACCGGGAAGCACACACACACAAGGAAACACACUCACACACCACCAGCAACCGCUUCUCAACGCACAGCGCGCAGCCAGACGUGCAGCCAGACGCCGGGGCUGGGAGUCGGAGGGAGUCUCGAGCCGGAGCCGACGUGGCUGGUUCUUCUUCUUCUUCUAAGGCUGCCGUAUCCCAGAGUGGUGCUGUUGUUAGCAAAGCAGCAGCAGCGGCAGCGGAGAGCGGUAAAGUGACCCCCCCGCACUCCAGGUCCCCCGAAAUCCGUCCCCCACCACAACACCGGUCCCCGGCGCUGCUCAUGGCCCCAGGAGGGGCGCGCGCGUGGACCCCCGCCCAGCAGCAUCCCCAGACAGCCGCGCUGACCGCCCUCUCUUUCUCCUUCUCUGAGGCCGAGUACUCGGCGGACGGGGCGGCGGUGGACGUCGACACUGACCCACAGCCCGUGUUCCCCUUCACCACACCGGCCAGACGCACGUAUCGGCCCUCCUCCGACUCCACAAAGCCCCGCCACCCCACCCCGCCGCGCGUAAGCGGUAUCAGUCUCAUGGGCCGCCGCGACCCUGAACCCGGGUCCGAAUCUGACCUGGGACUGGACUUCGCCCCUCUGACCUGUGACGACGCACCAUGCUACCCUGGGGUCCCUUGCUUCCAUAGGCCAAGCGGUGGGUUCCGCUGUGGCCGCUGCCCCAUCAACUACAUCGGGGAUGGACGAUCCUGCCGAGCUGUGUGCAGGCACCCAUGCGGUAGGAACAUGGAGUGUGCCGCCCCCAACACCUGCCGCUGCAAGCCAGGAUAUAUAGGCCCCAACUGUCAAACAGCACUCUGCAGCGUGCCAUGCCAGCAUGGAGGGACGUGUGUGGGCAGAGACACCUGCUCCUGCCCGUAUGGCUUUGUGGGGCCCAGAUGUGAAACCAUGGUGUGUAGCCGUCACUGUCAUAACGGCGGGGAGUGUGUGUCGCCUGACGAGUGCCUCUGCAUGCCUGGAUGGACAGGACCCUCCUGUGAGACGGCCUUGUGUGACCCGGUGUGUCUAAACGGGGGUACCUGCCUCCGCCCCAACACCUGCAGCUGCCCCCACGGCUUCUAUGGCUCCCAGUGCCAGAACGCUGUCUGCAACCCUCCCUGUAAGAAUGGUGGCCGCUGCAUUCGCAACAACGUCUGCACCUGUCUGGAUGGGUACACUGGAAACCGCUGUGAGAGAAGUGUGUGUGAGCCAGGCUGCAUGAAUGGCGGGAGGUGUGUCGGCCCAGAUGUGUGUGACUGCCCCUCUGGCUGGCGAGGGAGGCGCUGCGAUAAACCCAAGUGCCUGCAGAAGUGUCUGAACGGUGGAGAGUGUGUCGGGCCCAAUACCUGUCUGUGCAGUACCGGUUGGCAGGGCACUCUGUGCCAAGUCCCCAUCUGCGAACAGAAGUGCCUGUACGGGAGCCGCUGUGUCCGGCCCAAUUACUGCGCCUGCAGAUACGGCUAUGAAGGGACUGGCUGUGCCAGGAAGCUGCCGUUUGUCCGAGGCGGCUGAAGAGGUGAUCGUUGUGAAGAGAACUUUCAGCUCAGCCAGCUCGGCCCUCCUGACUCUGCUGGUCACCCUGUGAACACUCGCUGCACCCUGGGCCCCAGCCUGUACAUAUCCAUAUAGCCAAAGAUGAUAAUUUAUACGUGAGGGUAUAGUAUCGAUAUGCAAUGAAUUUGUAAUGAGAUUAUGUUGUCUGAGAAGGCCCAGAUGAUUUAUCCAAGUCUGUCUGGUUCUUUCAUAUUCUGCUCUCUGGUAUUGCAUUGGCACUUGUGUGAUUCUGUUUGAAUGCUGUUUAACUAGUAGAGGUGUUGCUUGUGAUUUCUGACGGGUGUCAUCAUCUUGUCACCUGCAAUGGCCAGGCUUUCUGGUCAGGUGUCAGCCAUUCACUGUGAUUCUGUAUAGCAGAUGUGUGGCCUAAAAGUGAUACUUUCAUAUCAAUGACUGAGUCGAGGGUGAGGAAAUCAGUACCCCUCAACAACAACAACAACAACAAAUAAGGUCUCCAUCCUAGCUGACAGCAACCACCCACAAAAAUGUCUACUAUCAGACUCUUCCUCCACACACACACACACACACACACACACACACACUUUUAUGUGACAGGGGAAGGGAAGAAGUGAUGAGAAAAGGAGAAGAGAUAAAGACGUUGUUUGUGUUGUUUGUGUCUGGACUGGCACAGAGCAACAAUAUCAGUUUUUUCGGAACUGUCUCGACUUGCUCUUUCUCGGGUGCCAAGCACACUCGUUUUCAUCCAGAACAAACAAACAAACAAAAAGCAAGCAAACAGUCGGAGCAAUUAACUUUUACAGACGUUUCAUUAUUGUGCUAUCUGUGCCACGGUAUCGGGGCGGCCUGGGGAGGCAUACCUAAUUCCACAGCAGUUUUGUAUUUACAAUCGAUAGCGUCCUUUUUUCAUGCUCAAGAUUUGUGGAAAGCAUUGCAAAAUGGUGCUUUGAAUUUUUAACUUAUUGGUUGUUUGAUAUUUUAUACUCUUGUACUGUAUAUAAAAAAAAUGGAGGUAUGCUUCAUUAUUUCCUAAUAAAA
Messenger RNA from Alosa alosa (allis shad), 7572 nucleotides. Its product is annotated as von Willebrand factor D and EGF domain-containing protein. Lineage: Eukaryota; Metazoa; Chordata; Actinopteri; Clupeiformes; Clupeidae. Gene Ontology annotation, molecular function: calcium ion binding; signaling receptor binding. Gene Ontology annotation, biological process: anatomical structure development. The record is from RefSeq and is a predicted model, not a curated record. Gene Ontology annotation, cellular component: extracellular region; cell surface; membrane.